Hymenoscyphus albidus is the source of this 2791-nucleotide messenger RNA. The record is from the annotation of a GenBank genome assembly. Lineage: Eukaryota; Fungi; Ascomycota; Leotiomycetes; Helotiales; Helotiaceae.
CGGGCGUGGAGAGCUCAAGUGCGGGGCAUCAACCCCGGACCCCAUGGGGAGAUACCCCAGAUUUGGUCCUUUCGCCGACGAUGACCCAACCAUAAUUCACCGUUCUCUUGGGACGUAAGCUCCAAUCACAAGUAAUAAUAGCCCUUGUGACUUGUAUCUGUGGAAAGAUAAGAGCCUCUUCAUUCGUUAUGUUUGCUGGACACUUCCCCUCUUCUCAUCCCUCUUCUCACGAUUUCUUCCUACAAAAUUCCUGCUCUUACUAACUGGUUUCUCUCAUUUGAGUGAAGUUACAGAGAACACUGCUUUUCGGUCUAUCCAGGCUUUUGAGAGCCAGGGGUCGUGUAUCUUGAAUCCGUGGGAACCAGCAAGCAACAUGGACAUAAAAGGACGUGAAGUUGAAGCUGUGGAAGAUGUAGUAAUAUCCAAGCACCCACAAGAGGAUAUCAAACACAAGGAUAGAGCUGCUGAAUACCUCCAGAAUGCAAAUCAAAGUGUGGUUGUCUCCCCAGAGGAGAAUAAACGAAUCUUGCGCAAAAUCGAUCUCACAAUCUUACCAACUAUGCUUGCCGUCUACUUCCUACAACAGCUGGACAAGUCAACAUUAUCUUACGCCAGUGUUUUUGGAAUGGUAGAAGAUGAUAAGCUCAAGGGAGAAGAUUUCUCAUGGGUACGCAAUCGCAAUCGCAGUCCAGAUUAUUCUACUUUAACGCUUUCCUAAUUUGCACAAAACAGCUUGGGUCCAUUGUUUAUGUCGCACAACUCGUCAUGCAACCUAUAAUAGCGUUCUUCUUGGUCAAGUUACCAACCGGAAAGUUUGGAGCUACGAUGGUUUUAUGUUGGGGCAUAGUGCUUGGCUGUAUGGCUGUUGCCAAAGACUUCAAAGGAUUACUUGUGACUCGUUUGUUUUUGGGCAGCUUUGAGGCGGCGGUUGGUAAGUGAAUGCCUGUCAGCUAUGUCAAGUCUAAUUAUCUUCAAUAGGGCCAACUUUCCUUGCUAUCACUGCAAUGUGGUGGAGACGUAGUGAGCAGACGAACCGAAAUGCUGCUUGGUAUGCUGUAAGUAAGAUCUUGGGGAAACUUUCCCUGUUGUAGGCGUUUUAGAGAUAAGGCUGGCCUUAUUUUCGAGCCACGCUUGAAGCCUUUCGAGUAAUCUUUAAAAGAUGAGGCUGACUCCGAGAUACUGUAGAUGAAUGGUGUCACGAAUAUGGUAUGAAAUUGAGAUUCGUUACCUUUAAAUAUCAACUAACACGGUUCAAAGGUUGGCAGUCUCCUCGCAUGGGGUCUUGGUCACAUUCAUUCCGAUACUAUGUAUUCAUAUCAAGCACGUUAUUCCUAUGCUCAAAGAAUCUGAGUAUGUACCUGCUAUUAUGCUUGAAAGAUCAUAUUCCUAGCAUGUGGACUGCUUACCGUAGUCUUUUCAAUUGUGGUAUAGUGAGUAAUUGCCCACAAUACCUCCUUUCUGUCUUCUAUCGGUUCUCCAAUCCCAUUAAAUUGACACGUAACAGCCUCUACCUGCCAGACGAUCCUAUCACUGCCAGAUUUCUUAGCGAAGAUGACAGGUUGUUGGCAAUAGAGCGUCUUCGAGACAAUCAAAUGGGCGUAGUGUCAACUGAAUGGAAAUGGAAGCAUGUUGUUGAAAGUCUGAUGGAUUCGAAGAGUUGGUUCUGGUUUGCUUUGAUAUUUUCUAUCUCGUAGGAACUUCUCAACCCCCACUCUCACAAUAUCGUUGCUAACACGCUCAGAAUUCCAAGUGGAGGCAUCACGACCUUCGGGCCUUUGAUCAUCAAGUCUUUUGGAUUCGACUCCUUCAAGACAAUUCUUUUAAACAUACCAUUUGGUGCAGUGCAAAUAAUUGCAACAAUGGGUGGAGCAGCAUUUGCAACUUACACGAAGAGAAAAGCACUCGCUUUGAUUGCUUUAUGUAUCCCACCCAUCGUUGGCUGUGUGGUUCUAUUGUGUAUUCCACAUGAACCGGCUCAUAAAGGACCACUUCUGGUUGGAUAUUAUCUGGUCAGUAGCAUCCCAUUACUGACAUUGUGGUCUUUUUCUAACUAUUCAUAGAUCUCGGUAUAUCCUGGAAUAUGUAAGGUUUAGUAGUCAAAUGGAUUAAAGUCCCUGAAACUGACUCCUUUAGCACUUCUCAUCUAUUCAUGGUCAACCCAAAACACUGCCGGAGAAACAAAAAAGAAGGUAACCACUGCCCUUAUUUUUAUUGGUCAAAGUGCCGGGAAUGUAAGCAUCCCUACAGAAUCUUAUCUGCGAUUCCCCUAACUCUAGAAACGGAUUAUUGGCCCACACCUCUACACCCCAGGGGAGGCACCCGCUUACAAACGCGGGCUUACCUCAAAGUACGUCUCUUUACCCUCAAGCCCAACAUAUUUUUAACUUUCAAUAGCCUGGCUCUAUUUAUCAUUCUAAUCAUCCUCAUCGUGUACGUCUUGCUGACUUUUCUCCUCUUUUCAUCACGAACUAACCAAGCAACCCCCUAUCAGUCUUACAAACCUCUACCUCAUUUUUCUCAAUAAGAAGCACGCAGAGCGCAGAGUAGCAGUCGGUAAAUCCGCAGUGGUUCUUGAUAGAUCCAUGAUGAAUGUUCAAGAAAGAGCCGCAGAUGGAGGUGAUACUGAUGAUGUUGGCACGGAAGGAGCCAAGGCAUUUGAUGACUUGACGGAUAUACAGAACGAGAAUUUCAUUUAUGUUUACUGACACGGCUAGCACCAUGAUAGAGAUCAUCUUUGAUGGUGUGUUGUCGCUUGAGAGCCGAGACAUGAAUGUCAGCUAAUGGGUCUGUC